This is a messenger RNA of Topomyia yanbarensis, 1025 nucleotides long. RefSeq names its product mitochondrial coenzyme A diphosphatase NUDT8. NCBI's taxonomy places the organism in Eukaryota, Metazoa, Arthropoda, Insecta, Diptera, Culicidae. The coding region runs from base 117 to 806 and encodes 229 amino acids. The transcript has 2 exons. The record is from RefSeq and is a predicted model, not a curated record. Gene Ontology annotation, molecular function: coenzyme A diphosphatase activity.
AUUCAAAUUAACUGCUAAUUACCUAAUACUACCCCGUUCACCCAAUAUUACUAAUCGCUUCACUAGCAUCGUCCGCUCUGUAGUACUACGUACAGUAAUUCUUUCACAUUCGUCAAAUGAAGCUCAUAAGAACCACAAUCCGAAACUAUGGAAACUCCCCGUUACUCAACCAUCUAGGUCCCGCACUGCUAACCAACCCGGCCGAGCAACGUCGUGUCAUCGAGAACCUACAAUCGCUGCCGAAGAUUCGCCUAAACUCGAAACCGCCGGGCAAACACGCCGCAGUACUGAUUCCACUGUGUCUGGUCGAUGGCAAGGUCAGUUUGCUUUAUACACUUCGAUCGGCUACGCUGAGCAACUAUCGCGGACAGGUGUCGUUUCCAGGUGGCAUCCGGGAUCCCACCGACGCAACCAUCGAAGCAUGCGCUACUCGCGAGACCGAAGAGGAAACCGGAAUCCCUCGUGGAAAAAUUCACGUUUGGGGAUGCGGUAACGAAUUGAUUCCCAAUUUUGGUCCUGCGAUUACACCCGUUGUGGGUACCAUAACCGACUACAGUCGGGAAAUGCUGGUUCCCAAUCCGGACGAGGUACAGAAAGUGUUCACCGUACCGAUCGAAACUUUCCUAGCGGUGCAGAAUCGGAGACACACUCAGUUCAGAGCCGGCUACACGGUACCAGUCUAUCUCGGCGGAGAGGAAAUCGUCUGGGGCAUGACGGGUAUUAUAACGCAUCAGUUUCUGUCGGCAUUGUUGCCUAAGGAGGUUUACUCUAGACGAGUUCCGUUUUUAAAGAAAUAUAGCAGCUGACGGAGCAUGCGUAAAGGUCGAUAAAGUAGAUUGUUCGUGGUGCAAUCCGGGGUUACCCAAAGUGAUAUUUUAGCUGUAAAUAGGUAGAACACAAAUCAACACAGUACUACGAAAUAUCAUAGCACGGUGUUUUAUUCGAAAAAAGAAUUUGAGAAAAUAUAAAAAGAGGCUAGUCCAGCUUUGAUUAUGCUGACACCUUGCUACAUUAACAAGGGGGAG